AUGGAGGUGCCAAAAGCCCGGGGAGCAGGCAGAUCAGGGCCACGGCGACGAACAGGCUGUCUAACCUGCCGAGCCCGCAAGGUCCGCUGCGACGAGGCCAAACCCCACUGCUCCAACUGCGACCGACUCCGCCUGGAAUGUGUGUACAAAGGCCCUGACGAGGCUUCUACAUGGACAUCGCGCGAGGCCUCAACUCACACACAACUCUCGGUCGCUGCACGCUCGCCCGACCUCAACUUCUUCAAUACCGUGCUCCGCUCCGAUGACAGUGCGAUCCCCGCCCCGGCCCUGCGCCAGCUCCCGGGUGUCUACCCCUCUGAAUUCGACAUGCUGGGAUUCAUGGGCGGGAUCACCUCGGAGCUGGAACAGAAGCACUUGGACUUGACCGGGCUCGCGGCGACGUUCACCGCCAGCCCGCAGUCGCUGCCCGCGGGGAUUGGGCUGGACGAAACGCACUUCGACCGCCGAACGCCGCUGAGUCCGGAUGCGCCUUCGCUGAUGGAUGGGUCUAUUGGGAGCUCGGAUUUGGCGACGACGCGAGGCAGCUGGUCUGAUCCUGGGACCUCGUACGAGGAUCAGCUGCUGCAGCACUUUAUGGGCGUGGGGGCGCCAGCGGCGCUCUUCGCACCGGUCAAUAUGGAGUGGGAAUAUGUGCGGCCGGCCUUGCUGGCUCAUGCGCGCGAUUUCAGUCCGUUGCAGAAUGCUCUGUACUGCUAUGCGGAUGUGCAUAAGGCAAUGAUGGAGGGCAAGCGAUGGCGCUGGGCGCCGACCUACCAUCGGGUCUCUGGGGCAGAGAUUCAAGCUUGUCUUCAUGGCGAGGUAGCCGAGUCCAUGCUGGUCAAGGUCUUUGGUGCUGUCUUUCUCCUUAUGAUAUCCGAGCUUCUCUCAUCCCCUGAAAUAUGCGCCGGGACAUCAUAUCUUCAUUCGGGAUACCUCAUUCUCCAACGGUUCCACAACCGCACCCGACACUGGACAGGCCUCGGCCACCUCCUUGUAUCAUGGGUCUCCCUCCUAGAUGUCAAGUCCCUCAUCGCUGGCCGAGAAGGAGACCCCCUCAUUGACCUCGGCAACAUCCCAGAACACGGAGUGACACUCCGACCUCAAACCCAAGUAUCCUCAGCCGACAGCAAAGAAGACAGCGCCGAAGACCCAUUCCGCAGUCCCAGCUAUCUAGUCUACGACGCAAUCGUGGGACCAGCCUUCCGCUUCCUCGUCCAAGCCCAACAAAUCGUCCGCCGCAUCGUCAACAUAGACCUCCACCAUCGCAGCCGCGGCACCCUGAGCGACGAAUUCGAAGUCCUCCAAAUCGCCCACAAAGUCGGCGCAGACCUCGAAACUCUCUGGCACCGCCGCCCAGCCGUCAUAGACGUCUACAGCCGUCCAGACUCCCUGAAAACCACUCUGUGCGAGCCCGUCGCCCUCGAAAUCUGUCGCACAUUCCGCCAAUACGUCGCUACCUUCCUAGCCAACUUCAUCUACCUGCACCGCGUCGCCUUCGCCAUUUACCCUCGCACAGACCGCGUCAACGGCGCAGUCGACCAGAUCAUCCAGCUGGCCACGGUUGAGUCGGCCAAUCCCGCCCAUCUGCCCAUCAGCUUCCUGUGGCCGAUGUUUGUGGCCGGUCUGGAAGGAACGGGCGAGCAGCGUCGAUGGAUCGUCUCGGAAAUGCAGCGUAUGGCCGCUGUGCAUGAGGCGGAGUCGGAGCCGGCUUCGCGGCUGGGUCGUCAUCCGUCUGCGGAUAGAGUGUUGGUGCUUUUGGAGGAGAUGACGAGGCGUCAGGAUGCGUCGCGGACUUGGGCUGACUCGAAGUGUGUUAGGCGGGAGUUGUUUUCGGAUUUCUUUGUUAUGAUCUAA
Penicillium olsonii is the source of this 1854-nucleotide messenger RNA. NCBI's taxonomy places the organism in Eukaryota, Fungi, Ascomycota, Eurotiomycetes, Eurotiales, Aspergillaceae. The record is from the annotation of a GenBank genome assembly.